Molecule: messenger RNA, 774 nt
Organism: Arachis ipaensis
Lineage: Eukaryota; Viridiplantae; Streptophyta; Magnoliopsida; Fabales; Fabaceae
Source: RefSeq, a predicted model, not a curated record
AAACCAAUGGGAUUUUGUUGCGCUGAGCUGUGCGUUGCUGCUAGGUGGAAUUAGGGUUUGGAAUUGGGGUAAGAACGUUGAAUCCUAAUCAGAAAAGCUGCGAUUUUUCAGGGAAUCAUGGGCAGUUCAAAUCAAAGCGCCAACCUUGAUGACGAUGAUAACGCCAUAACCACAAUACCUUCGACUGUAAACGCGUACCUUAGUCCUUCUUACUGGGAUGAAAGGUUCACUAAGGAAGAGCAAUAUGAAUGGUUCAAGGAUUAUUCCCAUUUUCGCCACCUCAUUCAACCCCAUCUCACACCUCAUUCCUCUGUAUUAGAGCUUGGAUGUGGAAACUCUCAAAUGUGUGAAGAACUGCAUAGGGAUGGGGCAAUCAAUAUAACAUGCAUUGAUUUGUCAACAGUUGCUGUCGAGAGGAUGCAAAAGCGGUUGCUUUCGCAGGGAUUAAAAGACAUCAAAGUGCUGCAAGCUGAUAUGAUAGAGCUACCUUUCGAAGAUGAAUGUUUUGAUUUGGUUAUUGAGAAGGGAACUAUGGAUGUAUUGUUUGUGGACAGUGGCGACCCAUGGAAUCCGAGGCCUGAAACUAUGUCCAAGGUUAUGGCAACAUUGAAAGGAGUUCACAGGGUUUUGAAAGCAGAUGGCACAUUUAUCUCAAUAACUUUUGGCCAGCCGCAUUUCCGACGCCCUAUAUUUAAUGCGCCGGAGUUCAGCUGGUCUGUUGAGUAUGCUACUUUUGGUGAAACCUUCCACUAUUUUGUCUAUGUUCUGAAGAAG